Messenger RNA from Scomber japonicus (chub mackerel), 2723 nucleotides. RefSeq lists its product as uncharacterized. The record is from RefSeq and is a predicted model, not a curated record. The transcript is spliced from 8 exons. The coding region runs from base 13 to 957 and encodes 314 amino acids. Gene Ontology annotation, cellular component: external side of plasma membrane. Lineage: Eukaryota; Metazoa; Chordata; Actinopteri; Scombriformes; Scombridae. Gene Ontology annotation, biological process: cellular response to lipopolysaccharide; cell surface receptor signaling pathway; negative regulation of T cell proliferation.
CAUUUCAGGUGAAUGAACAUGGCCUCCAUUGCUGCCCUCUUCUUGUUUUUCAUCGUUAUCAGGGCACAAAGUGAAGGACAAACUUUUAUAACAGUGGAAUGCAAGACUGGAAACGUGGUACAGUAUGGCCAGCAGUCAAUGCUGGACUGUGUGGUCAAAACCACACAAGUCGUAAGAGAUGCAACAAUCCUGGUGGUCAGUUGGGAGAAAGAGGAUACUAAGGGCGCUGUGAGGGUGCUGACUUUUGAGAAAGGAAGAAUUGAUCCGAAGCCUGGCUUUAGAUUUGCUGAACCAUCCUGGAAUGACAAGAAUAUGAACGUAUCCCUGCUCAUUACCAACACUACGUUGAAGGACAUUGGAAAAUAUAAAUGCGUGGUGAUGACAGACAGCGGUGACAACACCAACCAUACUAACCUCUCAGUCACAGCCAAAUACAACGAACCAAUGAUACAUUCCAUCCCAGAGAAGAUUACUAGAGAUGAAGAUGUCACCUUGAUCUGUACCUCUGAGGGUGGAUAUCCAGAAGGUCGACUUGGCUGGUUCGAUGAGCACGGCAUCAAGUGGCCAGAUAGCAGUCCACUACAGGUGGAAAACGCUAGCAAUGGUCUGUUUAAACUCACUAGCAGGCUGUCUUUGCUGAAAAAUACCAUUUUCUCCAAGUAUACCUGCAAAGUGUUCAAUGCCAGUGGCGCCAAAGAGGGUGAGACUGCAUUGGAAAUACCUGGAAAAGUUGCAGAACAAGAAGGAAGGAAAGAGUUGGAUGAACCCACCAAAAUCGUCGCUCCUGUGGUGGUUAUCGGCUCACUGAUCGUAGGAAUGCUGUUGGCGUUGCUGGUAUACAGAAGGCGGUCUCGAAAGGCCCGGAGGUUCUCUACAACACCCCUAAUGAGUGAUCAUCAUCGUGUAUCUGAAUCAGCAGCUGAGGAAGGUGAUCAUCUGAACAUUGAAACACAGUGACAGCAUGGCCUGAGGAGAUUCUUCAUAUCACAUGAAUAUAACUUUUUACUGUCACCUCUGAAAUCAACACUUCCUUGUUUGCUAAACUCCACUCGUUUAUUGCACUUUUCUCAUUGCAAACAACUGUGUGUAUAAUCAUAAAUAACUUGUACUACUGUGAUUAAUCACAGGCACUGUGUACAAAGUGUGUGUGAAGUAUGUAAAAAGGGUACUGACUGAUUUUUAAUCAGUCAGACAAGCAAGAGGAUAAUGUUCAGCUCCAGUGGUCACAUCCGAGGCAGUGUAUAACAUCCCAAAAUCCAGUUGGCAGUCCAAUUGAUGGUAAAUGGCAGUGAACCUCUGGUAUGCAUGUAUAGAUUUAUGGAGGAAAAACUUUUGUUUAAAUGUGUGUGUCCACACAGUGACUGUAGACAAGGUAACUUUGUAGGAUUGGCUUUCCUUCUAACUGAGUGCUCUCAUUAUGAAAAGAUUAGCAGGGAAUUGUUUGAAACAGGUGCUAGAAGUUAUGUGUGUGUGUAUAUGCACAGCUUUGUGUGCACAUUUGGCUUUUGAGUGGAAGAUGUUACUGCUUUGAUUUUUACAGAUUUUAAUUUCUGCUUCUUUCAAACAGGCUUUGUAAAAUAUGUAUAUAUCACAACUAAUCAAUCAACAUUUAGACACCUAACUUACAUUUUACACACAACACAUAUUAUUUUCCAAUAGCUAGCAAGUGACAAGUGAAGAUCAUGUGAAACACAAGUGAAGAUCAUGUGAAACACAAGUGAAGAUCAUGUGAAACAUGGGAAGAUGACAAGUGUCUGUGGCAAACUUUCUCAGUGAAAGUAAGAAAAAGGAUAUGAAAUGUGUGGGGGUUGCAGUACAUGUUCUCAGGCAGCGUUGGUUAACACUAGACUUAAAGUUAGACUGAUCUUAUUGUUUGUCUCAAGGUUAAAAAUAACCAAAGUCUUUUAAAACCCUUCAAGGACUUCUCUCCUUGAGAACAUGUACAAUAACCCCCACAAAUUUCAUAUCCUUUUUUCUUACUUUCACUGAGAACGUUUGCAGGAUAGACACUGGCCACUAACCCUGGACACUAACCCUGUGUUCCUCUAAUUGUGACUGGUGUUUAUGUAACAUUUGGCAGCAAUGCAGCUCCACUGCCAAAAAACACAGUCUUUGUGAAAUCAGAUUUUUUUUUAGUUUCAUUCUUACCCUCAUCUGUUGCCAGCUCUUACAGAAAGGACCACCUGGUUGAUGAUCACACACACAACAAAAUAUCCUGUAAUCCAUGUCUGUAUGUAAUAUACUUUAUUUGUCCUUACAACACCAAAGCAAAGUUAGGCGUGUACAAUAAUAUCACCUUAUCAGCAUCUGCAAAUGUGCAUGAUUAAUCUAGGUACAGUCCGGUGAUACUAAAUGAUCACGGUUGAUCAUUAACUUUUGGGAGAGAGAAAAACAACGGCAGCAUAUCAAUUGAAAGGUUUUUCAUUUUUACAUUUAUAUGGCAAGUAAAAAAAGAAAACAAAACUCAAUAGAGGCUCCUGCAGAUAUUGUUCUGUUGAUAUUGUUUCUAUGAAUCUGUGAAAAUUCUGUGUAGAUGUGUGACUUUAUGUUGUUGAUCCACUUUAUACUGCAGGUCAAAAUGAAACUUAUACUACUGGACUUUAGCCUGUGUUGUAAUGACCUUAUUUUUGUUGUGAUUUUAUGACAGUCUUUUAUUACCAUGUCCUGUAUAAAUUUAUACAUGUUCUGAUAUGUGAUUAAAACUUUUUAAUUAAGAAAUGGAA